Messenger RNA from Gongylonema pulchrum, 1668 nucleotides. NCBI's taxonomy places the organism in Eukaryota, Metazoa, Nematoda, Chromadorea, Rhabditida, Gongylonematidae. The record is from the annotation of a GenBank genome assembly.
AUGGUAGCAUAUCUGGGAUUGCUGGAUGAGCCACAAGGACGAACCUUACGUCAUCGACAUCGUGGUACUAUGCAAAAAACAACUAGCACCGUGCCCCCGAUCUCAAACCGGUCAAUACGUCUUGAGAACAACAGUAACAAGAACAACAACGAUCUAUCGAAACAGAUGCUGGAGGAGCAAUUCUCGCUGAAUAAUGCGCCGAAAGUUGACUUGGACAUUUUAUCUAUCAUUCACAACCAACAAGAACAGCAUGUGAUCUGUUUGAGAUGUUUGAAUGAAAGCUAUGCAGAAGAACUGCCAGCAGCCAGCAUUGUUAUCUGUUAUUAUAACGAAGCGUCUUCGGCACUGAUUCGCAUGGUUAAUAGUAUCUUGGACCGGACGCCGUCCAGUCUGAUCCACGAAAUACUACUGGUUGAUGAUCACAGCGAGCCGGGUAUGUAUUUUUCUUCACAGCAUUAUUACAUAAAAGAAGAUUGGAUUUGGACAGGGAUACGACUUCUUGACGGAAAUACGAUAUCUCUAUCUCAAUGGCUCUAUCCCAGAAUCGCUCGUUUGUUAGUGGUUUGUCCGAUCAUUGAUAUCAUCGAUGCGGAUACACUGAAGUACAUCGAGUCGCCGGUCUGCAAAGGUGGCAUGUCCUGGUCGCUGACAUUCAAAUGGGAUUAUUUCCCGGCUUCCUAUUUCCACGAGCCGAAGCAGUACAUACGGCCACUGCAAUCGGCCACAAUGGCUGGUGGAUUAUUCGCCAUCGAUAGGAAGUAUUUCCAGGAACUGGGGCAGUACGACCGGGGAAUGGAAAUCUGGGGAGCCGAAAAUGUCGAAAUUUCUUUGAGAAUUUGGAUGUGUGGUGGCCGUCUGGAAAUAAUUCCGUGCAGUCGAGUCGGUCAUAUAUUCCGUCAGCGUCGACCUUACGGGGCAGGAAUUGAUUCGAUGGGUCGUAAUGCUGCUCGUGCGGCCAAUAUCUGGCUCGACGAGUUCCUCGACACUUUUUAUGCGACGAGGCCACAACUGCGUGGUACUGACAUAGGCGAUAUAUCAGAAAUGAAACAAUUACGUAAAAAACUGCACUGUAAAUCCUUCCUGUGGUACCUUCAAAAUAUCUAUCCAGAAUUAUUGCCAAACAAUCAUCCAACAAUGGUGGAUCUCAAAAAAUCCGAUUUGCUACGGAACAAAAAUGUUACCAAAUAUCGCAUUGCACUGUAUAAUACAAGCCUGUGCUUGACGGCUGAGUCAACCAAUGGUCGACUGGUACGAGGAAGCCGCAUUUCCAUCGAGUAUUGUCGUAAAGGAGACCGUCAUCAAAUUUGGCGCUGGACGAAAAUUGGCGAACUCCGUCCGAUGGGCUCUGCGAUGCUCUGCCUCGACUCGCUGAAGGCAAGUAAAUCGGGGAGCAGUUAUAUCUCUGGGCCACGACUUCUGAAAUGUCACUUGCAAGGAGCUCAUCAGGAGUGGUCACUACUGGUAAGUACUAAGCAUCUGAAACCCACUUCUGUUUAUCUCCUUAAACCUUCGCUUUUGGUGAGCAGGAUGAUAAUGGGGUUAGAAAUCCUUGUCAUAUAUUUCUGUCGGAAGAAUUUCUGCCAGCUGUUUCUGCCCGCAGAAGCACUGGUUAUCUCUUCAGGAACUGAAACGAUUGUCAGGGUCGUCAGCAUGCUGACAAGCAGAUGA